Molecule: messenger RNA, 1077 nt
Organism: Penicillium maclennaniae
Lineage: Eukaryota; Fungi; Ascomycota; Eurotiomycetes; Eurotiales; Aspergillaceae
Product: coenzyme A transporter
Exons: 3
Coding region: 1-1077 (358 amino acids)
Biological process (GO): transmembrane transport
Cellular component (GO): mitochondrial inner membrane
Source: RefSeq, a predicted model, not a curated record
AUGAGUGACCUCGCGGAAUCGCGGUCCUCCGGGCCCAUUGCCACCGGCGCGGGCGCACAACUUGCUACCAGUAGCAAUACAGAGAAGCAAAAAGGCAGCGGAACAAGCAUAGUAGUCAAGACUCGCAGUUUAGACUAUGUAUUACGCAGUGGUCUAGCCGGUGGGUUGGCCGGAUGUGCGGCCAAAACGGUCGUUGCGCCUCUAGAUCGCGUCAAGAUUCUUUUCCAGGCAUCCAAUCCCCAAUUUGCCAAGUACACCGGCAGCUGGGCAGGUCUCGUGGCGGCCAUUCGCGACAUCAAGCGCUUUGAAGGUUCUCGAGGCCUAUUUAAGGGCCACUCCGCAACUCUCCUUCGUAUCUUCCCCUACGCCGCUAUCAAGUUCCUCGCCUACGAGCAAAUUCGUGCAGUCGUUAUUCCGUCCCCUGACCACGAAACUUCCGUUCGUCGCUUAGUAUCCGGCAGCAUGGCCGGCAUCACCUCCGUAUUUUUUACAUAUCCACUCGAGCUCGUCCGAGUGCGAUUGGCCUUUGAGACCAAAAAAUCCUCGCGGUCCUCCUUGACGGAUAUUUGCCGCCAGAUCUAUAACGAACGCAUCACCCCUGCCUCAACAGGCGCCGCAGCACACGCCUCAACCACUGUGGCCGCAGCCGAAUCCGUGUCUUCCACUGUCAACAAGGCAGUGCCCCGAUCUGGCUUCGCCAACUUCUAUCGCGGCUUUGGCCCAACCAUUCUCGGCAUGCUUCCCUACGCCGGCAUGUCUUUCCUCACCCACGACACCAAGGGCUCCCGACAUCCUCAACUCACCGCCGCAGCCGAGCUCUCUUCCGGUGCCCUCGCUGGUCUGGUCUCCCAAUCAUCCUCAUAUCCACUUGAAGUGAUCCGACGACGAAUGCAAGUCGGCGGUGCAGUUGGUGACGGCCGUCGUCUCGGCUUAGUUGAAAUUGGCAGGAAGAUUUACUUGGAGCGAGGAUUCCGCGGCUUCUGGGUCGGGUUGACUAUUGGCUACAUGAAGGUUGUGCCGAUGGUGGCCACCAGUUUCUUUGUCUAUGAGCGAUUGAAGUGGUCCUUGGGCAUUUAG